This is a messenger RNA of Coregonus clupeaformis (lake whitefish), 1422 nucleotides long. RefSeq names its product mesencephalic astrocyte-derived neurotrophic factor. The transcript is spliced from 4 exons. Bases 142 to 687 code for a protein of 181 amino acids. Gene Ontology annotation, cellular component: endoplasmic reticulum. Gene Ontology annotation, biological process: neuron projection development; dopaminergic neuron differentiation. Lineage: Eukaryota; Metazoa; Chordata; Actinopteri; Salmoniformes; Salmonidae. The record is from RefSeq and is a predicted model, not a curated record.
UUGCGUGCUCACUUUACCGGCGUCGACUCUGGCUGCUCAUGUGUAGCUGUAAUUUUUUUUCGCUAGAGAGGUAGUUUUAUAUCGUAACGUUUAGGUAGCUACAUCUAGCUGAAAUAAAUUAAGUUAGCUAUUCGUCUUAAAAUGUUGUGUUUGAGUAGUUUGUCGGUCGCCCUCGCAGCGCUGGCUUUGGUACCGAGCAUUAGCGACGCUUUGAAAGAUGGGGAGUGUGAAGUGUGCGUGAGCUUCCUGGGAAGGUUCUACCAGUCAUUGCAAGACAACGACGUGAAAUUCACCAGCGCAGACAUCGAGAAGGCCCUCGUCAAAACCUGCAAAGACACCAAGGGCAAGGAAAAUCGCUUUUGUUACUACAUUGGUGGAACAAAUGAUGCAGCCACCAAAAUUCUCAAUGAGAUCUCCAAGCCCCUGAGUUACCACACACCAGUAGACAAGAUCUGUGAGAAACUGAAGAAAAAGGACAGUCAGAUCUGUGAACUGAAAUACGACAAACAGGUGGACCUGAGCACGGUGGAUCUGAAGAAGCUGAAGGUGAAAGACUUGAAGAAGAUCCUGGAGGAGUGGGGAGAGUCGUGCAAAGGCUGUGCCGAGAAGUCCGACUUCAUCCGCAAGAUCAAUGAACUCAUGCCCAAGUACGCCCCCAACGAAGCCAAAGCACGGAGAGAACUGUAACCAGAGGGAGAGGGGGUACAGACCUGGGAUUGUAUCAAGCAUCUCAAGAGUAGGAGUGCUGAUCUAGGAUCAGGGCCCCCCCCCCGUCCAUGUAAUCUUACUUAUUCUUUGAUCUAAAUGCCAAAUCUAAUCCUAGAUCAGCACUCCUACUCUGAGACACUUUGGAUGGAUCCCAAAUUGCACCCUAGUCCCUAUAUAGUGCACUAUCUUUGACCAGAGCCCUAUGGGGAAUAUGGUGUCAUUUAGGAUGUAGCCUUUGUUUAUACAGGCCCUGGGGAAGGGGGCCUUGGUGGUCCUGAGAGGGUAUUUUGUGGUGGGUAAUGUUCGCUGUGCGGUAUAUGAACCACCCGACAGUCUGUACAUGACCUUAGUUCCCUUUUUGAAGGGAUGUACUUUUUAAUUUGACUUAAUUAAUAACAGUAUAAUCAAAUAUAACGGGGGCUGGACAAGCUUAUAUGCAGAAGAUCCUAGACAGUAGGUGUAGUAAGACACCUGAUUCUACGUAUCGACUAAUCAUCAGUCUGCAAAUCGAGACCUUGAUUAUACCUGCACCCACAAUGUCAUUAACCCUCUACGAAUAAGCUUGGCCACCCCUGAAAUAUAUAAAAGAGGAGGGAUGGAGGAAGAGCAGAUAAAAUAAAAGGAUAUUUGCUGUUCUUUCACACAACCUUUCAUCUAAGACCUGAUGUUUAUUACAACCGUGCUAUACUUUUUCAUUAAAAUAUGAAAACCAGG